This is a messenger RNA of Boeremia exigua, 351 nucleotides long. RefSeq lists its product as uncharacterized. Gene Ontology annotation, cellular component: mitochondrial inner membrane. The coding region runs from base 1 to 351 and encodes 116 amino acids. The transcript is spliced from 3 exons. Lineage: Eukaryota; Fungi; Ascomycota; Dothideomycetes; Pleosporales; Didymellaceae. The record is from RefSeq and is a predicted model, not a curated record. Gene Ontology annotation, biological process: mitochondrial respiratory chain complex IV assembly.
AUGCGGAAGGAGCCUCUCACCACCGCGGCGAAUCCUGACUUUCCCCGCAAACUGCAGAGGUCCACGACGCUACCAUGGGAUAGUGAUAAACCUUUCCAGUCGACUUACUACGAUGCACGCAUGCGCGCCUCGCCGGCGCUGCUGCGUGCUCGCGCCCCGUAUCUGCUGAAGAACACCAUCACGGGGUUCGCAAUCUGCUCGCUUGUCAUUGGCAUUUACACAUACACCAUCAACGCCAUCUCCCAGGACGAGUUCGAAGACGUCAUUGUACCUGACGAGCCCCUCGUACGAUCGCAGCAGCCCGCCGGAACAACAGCUGCUGUUCAGCAAGCCGUUGCGGCGAGAAAGUAA